This is a messenger RNA of Hirsutella rhossiliensis, 837 nucleotides long. RefSeq lists its product as uncharacterized. The record is from RefSeq and is a predicted model, not a curated record. The transcript has a single exon. NCBI's taxonomy places the organism in Eukaryota, Fungi, Ascomycota, Sordariomycetes, Hypocreales, Ophiocordycipitaceae. Bases 1 to 837 code for a protein of 278 amino acids.
AUGGCUUUCUGUGGUCGUCAGUAUACGGCAGCCUCGCCCGUCGUCGCCAUCAAGCCGCCGCCUUCCCAUCACUCCCAGCUGCCCACCACAAACCUGACACGCGAGCAGGCGCCUCUCUCGGUGCCUAGCGUCUCGGCUGGCAAGAAACGACCUCGCGACGAAGCCUCGCACAACAUCGAUCCCUACGUUAUGGCGCCGCCGACUGCUGAUAAGCCAGACAAAGGCUGGAUACACACCCGAGGCGCGGCUCUCACCAAGCCGGACGCACAAUGCAUCACCCAUACCCGCGGUCACUUCGGCAAUCAGCGAGAAGAAAAGAGUCUUGGUGCAGAGCGGCCCGAACUGAGGAGUAGUAAAUCGCAGCGAAUGGACCCCGGCAUCCAACAAUCGUCGUCCUCGAAUACAUCGAAUGGCGCCAGCCCCAGCCGCCCAGGCCGCCAAGUCGCAAGUGUCGAAUCCUCGAAAGAAUUGGUCAUUGAUGACUCCACCCUUCAUCUCGGCAUUGGAUGGAGACGUCUGAGCGACGACCAACACAUGCAGGCGGCAGCACGAGGUUGGGCGCGCUUCAUUGGAAAUCACUUUGCCCUCACCAACGUGCGAAUGUGUCUCGAGAGUAAGGGACUUCAAUCCUACCUGGUGGAAGCGUCUGAGGGCUUCUUCCUUUUUGCAGAAAACCUGCGCCACGGACGACUGGUCAGCCGAACCGUCGACGGCGCGCUCCGCAACUUGCAAUCAUCGCCACCGACAUUUGACGGCGCGGAGACCCUGACAAUGGAGGCCAGAGAUCGUCCGCCACCUAGCGAACCCCCCACCGACACUGAAAUGAAGACAGACUAG